This is a messenger RNA of Porites evermanni, 1017 nucleotides long. Lineage: Eukaryota; Metazoa; Cnidaria; Anthozoa; Scleractinia; Poritidae. The record is from the annotation of a GenBank genome assembly.
AUGGGAGACUGUUAUGAAGGUCAGAAUUUAACAAGCAGCUCAAGUCAAGUCAACUAUUCACCAGAAGUUAUAGCUCACGUAUUUUUGUCUGCUUUGAAUAUUUUUCUCUCCGUCGUCGCGUUUUUGGGCAAUACUCUUAUCCUUUUUGCUUUUCGGAAAGUCUCCUCUAUUCACCCACCAACGAAACUCCUGUUCAAAUGCUUGGCUUUCACGGAUCUCUGUGUUGGUCUUAUUGCACAGCCUCUCUAUGCCGCAUAUAUUCUACUAGAUGAUGUUGUGAGAAUCAGCUGUACAUUUCGAAACAUUGCCAUCAACGUAAACAACGCUUCCAGCUUCAUUCUCUGUGGAGUCUCCAUGUUCACAUCCACCGCCAUAAGUGUGGACAGGCUUUUCGCUUUGGUGCACGGCAUACGCUAUAGACAUGUCGUAACACUGAAAAGAGUGCGCGCGGCUUUAGCAUGUUUUUGGUUGAUUGCGAUCUGCGGUGUAUUCCUGAACGUAUUUCUUGGGUAUUUUAUCGCCGAAACUGCAGGCAUUGCUUUUGUGAUUCUGUCAGUCCUCAUCUCACUAAUUUCUUACACGAAGAUUUUCUGUGGACUACGGCAACAUCAAUCUCAGCUUCAACUAAGCGGGGACGAGGCUCAAGGACAGCCGAAAAGCGCAGGAUUUCAGCUGAACAUAAGAAAAUACAAGAGGACGGUUUCGAGCAUUGCCUGGGUACAGUUGGCAUUACUUGCAUGUUACUUGCCCUACAUAAUCUCUGUUAUUAUAAUAACGGCAAACGGCUGGAGUGGAAAACAGAAGAUCCUUUCGCGAUCUACAACAACUCUAGUUUACUUAAACUCGUCUCUAAACCCAUUGUUUUAUGUGUGGAAGAUUAAAGAGGUGAAGAGAGCCGUGAAAGUGAUCCUAAGACGAAUCUUUUGUUUGUUAGGCUCAGGUAUUCAAAUCGACAUGAGGGAUUCGACUCAAAAUACAAAUUCAAAUGUUGGCGGAACUCUUUCACGCUUUGCGUGA